Molecule: messenger RNA, 2646 nt
Organism: Sabethes cyaneus
Lineage: Eukaryota; Metazoa; Arthropoda; Insecta; Diptera; Culicidae
Product: lipoma-preferred partner homolog
Exons: 2
Coding region: 132-1934 (600 amino acids)
Biological process (GO): cell-cell adhesion
Cellular component (GO): stress fiber; focal adhesion
Source: RefSeq, a predicted model, not a curated record
AGAAAAGUCGAACAGUCGAAGUGUCGCUCCGUUGAUAAAAAUUGCAACAGCUCGUCAUAGUUUGCUUUUCAUGAGAAACAAGGUUUAGUCGUGAACUGAGCGUUGUUGCGUAGUAGAUAAACGGUACGACAAUGGAUAACUUGAAUUCCCAACUUGCUCAUAUUUCGCUAAGGUCAUCUGGGAGUGACCCUCAACAACAGCAACAACAACAACAGCAGCAACCACCACAGUACGGAGCGCUUCCCGAUUGUGGUCCGAAUGGUGCUGGUGUUCCCGGAAUGGUAAUGAUGGGUCGCAAAGGACCCGCAGUUCCACCCAAGCCGAAAAAACCUUCACCUUCGACGGUGCCACCACAGGUUCCGAAGAGUUCUAACGUCAAACAAUAUAUUGAACCAUCCUACUCGACGCUGCUGCAAGGCCAGUCCGGUGGUCCGCCAUCUGGUGGAGUGGAAGAGCAUGCUUAUACAAACACACCGUUCGCGGCGGGAGCCGCUGGUAAAAUGGGAGCUCGAAAGGUGACCUUGGAUAAUGCAAUUGAAUUGCAGCAGCAGAAGGAAGCACUUGAACAUCAUAAACGGAUGAUGCAGCUUAAAAUACAGCAAAGAGGACAGGCAGACGGGGCAGUUUAUGAGAACACGGCGCCUCGCUAUUACGAGGGUGAUGCCACCUAUGCUAACAUCCCCGGUGGACCGAAGAAUGGAGACGGGAUAAUUUACAGCAAUAUCGUUCAUGGCGCUGCCGGUCCGAAGAAGCCUUUCACCCAAAGGCAGAUAUCGGAUGAGCUGCCGCCGCCUCCGGCUCAGGAAACUCAGAAUGCGUUGUCACUAAAUGAAUUGUCACUGGAAGACAACGAUGAUGAGUUUCCUCCACCUCCUAGUCCGGUUAGUUCUUCUUACAGUGAGCUUAGAAGAGCUACUGAUCCACCGUCAAUUGGAUGUCAACCGCAACCGACCUACAACAUGGUAGGACCAGGCGCUGCUGGACAAACAUACAGUAAUCUUGCUCCGAAUAAUCAGAUAUAUGCCAAUAACAUGCAUCAUCAAUCGCUGUACGGGACCUAUGGCAUGAGCUCUCAAGGUUCCACCACAUACGAAUCAAUCUACGAGCCGAUCAAUCCACGCCCAACCAGUCAAAUGUCCGGUAGAUCCAACUAUUCACUUUACACACCGUACGUAAAUUCGCGUGGCGUCAAUAGUCCCAAUGAUAGUCUGAUAACAAGCGCUUCGAACCAGCAUCAACAUCGCGGUCAUCCGCCGAAAGAAUCUGAAGUGGACACCCUAACGGAUCUGUUGGUUCAAUCAAUGGACAACGUACAGGAUCCGGACUCGUUUGGGACAUGUGUGAAAUGCGGCGACAGAGUGAUCGGAGAAAACACCGGCUGCACAGCGAUGGACCAAAUUUAUCACAUUGCUUGUUUCACAUGUCACCAGUGUCAGAUUAAUCUACAGGGCAAGCCAUUCUACGCUCUGGAUGGCCAACCGUACUGCGAGGAGGAUUAUUUGAACACGCUGGAGAAAUGUUCGGUCUGUUUGAAACCUAUUCUGGAGCGAAUCUUACGGGCAACCGGCAAACCGUAUCAUCCCCAGUGCUUCACCUGUAUCAUCUGUGGCAAGUCGCUGGAUGGAAUUCCGUUCACUGUCGAUGCCACCAAUCAGAUUCACUGCAUCGAAGAUUUCCACAAAAAGUUUGCACCGAGGUGCUGCGUCUGCAAUAUGCCCAUCAUGCCGGAACCGGGCCAGGAUGAGACCAUCCGUGUCGUGGCACUCGAUCGAAGCUUUCACAUUAACUGCUACAAGUGUGAGGAUUGUGGUUUGAUGUUAUCCUCCGAGGCCGAGGGACGCGGUUGCUACCCGUUGGACGAUCAUAUCCUGUGCAAGAGCUGCAACGCCAAACGAGUGCAGACACUAACCAGCCACAUGACAACCGAGUUGUAAGGGGCCACUGUCGGUUAGCAAUGCUAGUUCAUGUUUUUCUUGUUUCUUUUGGCAUUUUUGUUAGUCAUUCGAGUGCAAGAGCUUGCUUUUGCAAAUAUCAAGUGCAAACUUAAGAAGUUAGAAUAUAGUACAGAGUGAAUGGACCGACAUUAGUCCGUUGCACUCUUGGCUGUUAAUUUAGUUGGUAGAGAAAAAAAACCGGCAUGAAAAAAAUAUCGCUCAAACAGUUCUUUAUAGUGUCUGUACGAAAAUAGCUAACUGCGGAAACGCAUAUACUUAUUAUACAUAUAUCCACUUGCGGAAGUCGUCUAUCGAUAUGCAUUUAUAAACAAUCUGAUCAUUCCACUUUAAUCAAUACUAUUGUACUACAUAAUAUACGUUUUAAAAAAAGCAUUUAUAGCGAACUGUAUGCUAGGAACAGAUUUCGAAAGUUUUAAAGUAGGUAACUGAACCGAAACAUUGCCAAUAGCGAAUAGUGAUUAGUAGAGAGAACAGUUUAAAACUUGUUACAACUAAAAUUCGUCCCCUUUUCUUCGUGUAAAACAUAGUGGUAAUAACGAACGUUUUAAUAUUACAUUCUAUACAUAUAUCAUACUAUGCAAGUACGUAAAUCAUUCCGAGUAACGAAUAAGCUUCGCCUGGUGUACUUAGAACCUAACGCAUCCGACUCUUACCGCCGUAUAUGAGAGGUUUGUGUUAUUAAAUUGGUGUA